This is a messenger RNA of Mus musculus (house mouse), 1759 nucleotides long. RefSeq names its product ankyrin repeat and ubiquitin domain containing 1 (gene Ankub1). The transcript has 4 exons. NCBI's taxonomy places the organism in Eukaryota, Metazoa, Chordata, Mammalia, Rodentia, Muridae. The record is from RefSeq and is marked validated. Bases 192 to 770 code for a protein of 192 amino acids.
AGGCUGUCCUACACUGGGAUACCGACCUUGGAUAUGCCUCUUUAAUGCUCUUUCAAGUCGCUGUGGAGAAUAGACAAUGACAGCUGCCUCUGGCCAUCAAUUUGGUCCUCAAUCGUGAAUUUGGAAAUUUUUUCAGCUAUUUUUAAAAACAGGGGUUUUGUUUGUCUUGUUUUUGAGAAGAUAAGUGCACAAUGAGGAUUUUCAUAGCUUUUGAAGGAUCUUUUGAGGCAUUCGAUGUUGAAGCACAUACAUCGGUGGGUGCCAUCAAGCAGAUGAUAAAGGAUUACUUCCACAUUCCUCUUUCUGAAGACAAACAAGGCAGGUGGUAUCUUGAGCUGAUGUAUGCUGGAGCGGCCCUAAGGAACAGCUGGAGUCUGUCGGACGUUGGAAUAUCUUUCUGUUCAACUCUCAAAUGCUUUGUUAAGAAGGAAGACAAACCCACUCUCUAUGUGUUCAAUGCCGUGACCCAGGAGAUGAUGCCAAUAAUGGAGAACAUGUCUCUCUUGGAUAAAAAGGUGUCUGACCUGAGAAUGCUGGUAACUCUGAGAUGCGGCUUCCCUGUGAGUGUCUACUGUCUCCGGACACCAACGGGACUGGAGAUGUAUGACUGCAACACCCUCAAGGAUUACCAGACUGAUAUCGGCACAACACUUCGUCUGGAUGUCUGGGAUGGAUGGAAGGAAUUUCUCAUGGGAUGUCUUCUUGGGCAAAAACCUAAAGUCCAACACUACUUAUCAAAAGAAGGACCAGUCCUCAAGUAUGGAAGCUAAAUCAGACAUUAGAUGGAUUUAAGUCACUUAGUUCUAAGCCUCCAUGAACCUGAAUUCUCUGUAGAGACAUAGUCCUGAUGCAAACCAAUUUCACCUCACACAAUUCGAUAAGAUAUUAUUAUUAUUACUAUUAUUUUAGAUAUUUGAUGAUUCAAUAGCAAGAGAGUCACUAGGACUGGUAAUGGGUUGCAAUUCAGGCAGAUAUUUCUCUGGAACACUAAUUAAAUCUGUGACAAAUUUGGUUUGCAUAUCACUUGGUUGGUUGGUUGGUUGGUUGGUUGGUUGGUUGGUUGGUUGGUUUUUCAAGAUAGGGUUUCUCUGUGUAGCCCUGGCUAUCCUAGAACUUGCUCUGUAGAUCUGGCUGGCCUCCAACUCAGAGAUCUGCCUGCCUUUGUCUUCUGGGUGCUGGGAUCAAAGGCAUGCGCCACCAUCACCUAGCACAUAUCAUACUUAUAAUAACACUUUAAAUAUUCUUAUCUUCAGAAUAAAUAUUCUGCCAUACAUGUUUAAUUAUUUUAUUAAGUAACAGUAUUUAAAAAAAAAAUCUGCCAAGUGAUAGGCUGAAAACAGUGGCCACUUCUUCCCAAGCCCACAUAUAUUAGCUAAAUUUAAUUGUUAAAACAAUGUAACUCCAAAUACAACUGUUGAAUUUGCAUUGAGUUACAACUGUAAUUGCUUUUUAAUUGAAAAAAGAAAAAGCCGGGGUUUAACAGCAGACAUUUGUUACAAAACCGUAAGCUGCUAUUUGAUUUUAAAUGAUUGGUUGUAUUCGAGCUUUGAAAUGACAGUGAGUCUAGCUUCUCCUUUAGAGGCCUUAUUAAGAGCUGGCUUGGCUGCCUGUCUUUACCUCCACCCAGAUCCUUUGCACACAGUGGCCAUAGUUACACCCCAAACAGGAUACCAAACUGCCUUCUCUCUGUGUUUCUCUGGCAUGAAUCUCAUUCUGUUUGAAUGUGUUUGCUACGAUCCAAAUAAAAAGCUCUCCUCUC